CAGAGAUGUUCCAGAUUCAGCAAUGACUUCUUCUUCGAUUUCGGGUGGUGGAUACGAAGCAUACAAUGGACGACUUGAUAAUCAGAUCAGUUCAGGAAAUAACGCAGUAUGGGCAGCAAAAGCCAAUCGCCAAGGAGAAUGGUUACAGAUCGACUUUGGUAUUCCCAAACUUAUUGGUGGAAUCAUAACUCAAGGACGACCAAAAUCAUCACGUCAGUGGGUUCGAUCAUUCAAGAUAUCUUGCGGAAGUUCUACUUCCUCGUUAACGACUAUAAAACAUAACAACUCAGAUAAGAUAUUUCCCGGCAACCUCGACACAGAUUCGAAAGUGAUCAAUAUGUUUACUGCGCCAAUAACAUGCAGAUAUAUUCGCGUUCAUCCGGAAUCCUGGUAUGGACAUAUCAGCAUGAGAGUGGAAUUCAUUCACGGACUCUGCCAUGGCAUGGCUCUCUAAGUUUGCUACAUCAAUAUUUCUCGAAGUCUAUACUCUAGAUCAGGGGU
Styela clava is the source of this 501-nucleotide messenger RNA. RefSeq names its product lactadherin-like. Lineage: Eukaryota; Metazoa; Chordata; Ascidiacea; Stolidobranchia; Styelidae. The record is from RefSeq and is a predicted model, not a curated record.